This is a messenger RNA of Mesocricetus auratus (golden hamster), 417 nucleotides long. RefSeq names its product 60S ribosomal protein L13-like. NCBI's taxonomy places the organism in Eukaryota, Metazoa, Chordata, Mammalia, Rodentia, Cricetidae. The transcript has 2 exons. Gene Ontology annotation, cellular component: cytosolic large ribosomal subunit; ribosome. Gene Ontology annotation, biological process: translation. Gene Ontology annotation, molecular function: RNA binding; structural constituent of ribosome. The record is from RefSeq and is a predicted model, not a curated record. The coding region runs from base 1 to 417 and encodes 138 amino acids.
AUGGCACCCAGUAGCAAUGGCACAAUCCUGAAGCCCCACUUCCACAAGUAUUGGCAGUGGCAAGUGGACAUUUUCUUCAAUCAGCAGACUCACAAGAUUCGUAGACACAAGGCCCAGCAGGCAAAAGCGCACUGCAUUGCCCCUUGCCCCAAUUCCGGUCUUAUCAGGCCUAUAGUGAGGUACAUUACAGUGAGAUACCACACCAAGGUCCAAGCUGGCAGGAACUUCAGCCUGGAAGAACUCAGAGUGGCUGGUAUCCAUAAGAAAGGAGAUAGUUCUGCUAAAAAACUUAAACUCGCCACCCAGCCAAAGGGACUUGUGAUGCCCAUCAGAAAUGUCUACAUAAAUGAGAAAGCCAGAGUUAUCACAAAAGAAGAGAACAAAUUCAAGGCUUUUGCCAGUCUUCACAUGGCUUGA